Molecule: messenger RNA, 1617 nt
Organism: Brenthis ino (lesser marbled fritillary)
Lineage: Eukaryota; Metazoa; Arthropoda; Insecta; Lepidoptera; Nymphalidae
Source: the annotation of a GenBank genome assembly
AUGCUACGAUCAGAUGCAGAAACUCGAACCGAGGAUAUAUUAUUUCAAAAUAUUAAUACUAUUGACCUUGAUAUUAUUUUAAAAGUACAAGAGGAUAUCAGUCCAGAUGAUAUUAUAUCAUUGGUAUUUUUGUUAUACGAUUUUCCCGAAACCGCUUUGCAACGCCUGAUUGUUUAUCAAAGAGUAUCUACAGAUAUUGCAGUUAAUCAUAUUAAUUUGCUUUAUGAGUGGGCAGUGUAUGCUCAACGUCGUCCGACAUGGAAAUAUGAAUUCUUAGAAGCUCUUGCAAUUUGUCGCCUUUAUAAUGUUAUAAGAAAAUUGGGAUUUAAUGUAAGUAAUAUAAAGAAACAUUAUUUACCAGAAAAUGUUCAUGUUAAUAUUUAUAUCGAUCCAAUGAAAAAAGUUUUAUACAGAUUAUGUGAAUCCAUGACAACUAAACAUAUGACUAAAUUGAAAAAAACUUUAUUAUCAUAUAAAAUUGAUGUUUCAAAUUGUGAAGCUACUGAAGUACUUUUCUUAGAACUCAUAUGUAAAAAGUUUAUUACAUUGGGUCAAUACAGUACAGAUAUGAAAACAUACACUAACAAAUAUGAGAUGGAUCAACUUGUAGGAAUACUUGAGAGCUUCAAUGGCCUCACAGAAUUUGCAUUGACUAUAAAAGAAAUACAAAGUCAAUUAAAUAAUCAUAGCAAUAUUAAUCAGCAACAAAGUAGUAACACAUUAGUUAAAAAGUAUAAGUCAGAUUUAAACAACUCUGGAGAAACGUCUAAAUUUAAAAAAGAUGACUUUAUGGAAAUGUAUGACAUUCUGAAUCAAUUACAAAUGGGUGAGGAACCCAUGCCUAAUUUAAAAUCUGAUACUCAAUUUCAAAAUGAUGCUUAUAUAAUAAAGAACCGUAAUAGAGUGGGUUUAUGUUGUAUUAUAAAUCAAGAAAAUUUUUAUCCAAGUAAAGGGAGCAUUCAACUUCAUAACAAGAUUAAUUUAUCUGAUCGUAUGGGUUCUAGCCAUGAUGUUAUUGCAUUAGAAAAAACAAUGAAAGACCUUAAUUUUGUUGUAAUAAGUAAAUCUAACUUAGGACAUACGGAAGUAUUUCAAUUUUUGAAAGAUGUGAUUCAAAAUAAAAUUCACCCUGAAGAUAGUAUAUUUAUGCUUUGUAUUUUAUCUCACGGAGUAAGAGGUCAUAUAUAUACAGCAGACUCGAUGAAAAUUAAAAUUCAAGAUAUACAAAAUUUGUUAGAUUCUGAUGAAUCACAUAAACUUUAUGGUAUACCUAAGGUACUAAUCAUUCAAGCUUGUCAGAGUGAACAAGAAACUGAAAUAGAUACAAAAUUAGUUGCCGAUGGGCCAAGUUCAUAUGAUAAAUACUUGAAAAAGACACACUUCCUCAUCUAUUGGGCCACUGCUCCUGAAUAUGAGGCCUUCAGAAUUGAAAACUUGGGUUCAAUAUUUAUACAAUUUCUGUGUAGCAGAAUCAAACAAAGAGCAAAACAAGAGGAUUUAUUAAAUAUUUUUACAUCAGUUACUGAUUCUGUUUCAUCAGUAUGUACAGAACUCAGACGUGCUCAAGUACCAUUAUUUGAGUCAACAUUACGAAAAAAACUAUUUUUAUACAGACCU